GUAUUCUACAAGAAAAGUUCUUUGAAUGUAUGUGUACAUACAUGUCGAAUACAUAUAACAUCAAUCUAGCAAAUUUCACCAAAACUCUUACGAUAUGCUUCCUUUCCAAUAGUUUAAACCACGACAGAUAGUUUUCUGCCAAGAUCGCCCAUGAUGGUGGCCCUAGAGCCCAAAAAGUCUGUCGCCGUCAUCGGCUCUGGAAUGGCUGGGUUGGUGUCGGCGUAUCUGAUCCAGCAAGACAGAAAAUGCAGAUAUGAGGUGGAGGUCUUUGAAAUGGACCAGUUGUCUCUGGAUUCUGCCUCAUACACUAUUAAGGCAGAUGAUGACCACACGUAUCGUGUUGAUGUGCCCAUGCGUGCAUUUGAUGACGGCUUUCAUAACAAUCUAAAGUGUAUGUAUGACUAUCUCGGGGUCAAAUACACUUCGCCAAAAUUCAUUUAUCCGCUAUCCUCCAUUUCCACCGCAGAUGGAAAGAAGAUGCCUCCGCACUUCAUCCACUCAUCUAGCAAUCACCAAGUACCGCCAAUCCGACCUGAAGGCUGUGGCUACGCGGAAUGGAUCUUACGGACUUUGUUCUUGGCAGUGUGCUACUUCUGGUUUACGGCUUGCUGCUUCUUGAUUGAGCCUAAGCUAGCCACCUCUGAGGAGGAUGAAUCGCUUCGGCAAUACCUGGAACGAAUCCGAUUACCACGGCACUUCACCAACAACUAUUUAUUACCGCUCAUGUCGAGCGUGACAACCUGCUCGCAUAACGAGCUACUUGAUUUUCCCGCCAUCGAUGCUGUGGACUAUGCGAGGAGAACAUACCGUCAGUCGCACUAUACGGUUGUCGGAGGCGUCCAAAAUGUCCAGGCCAGGAUAUCCACGGAACAAUCUGUAAGGCUCGGCGCGAUCGUUACCCGGGUUGAAAAUGUUGGUUCGAGAAUCCAAGUCACAUGGACCGACUCGAAAAGCACAGAGGUUCACUCCAGGCAGUUCGAUCACGUCGUAAUGGCGGUCACUCCGAAUGUUGUUGGCGCCAUCUACGAGCCUUUACGGAAAGCGAUGGGCUUAAUCCCUGUGAAUCAAGGAGAAUCAGUCAUUCACCGCGACAGAUCUAGCGUCCCUGACUGUGGUCAGGCACUGAGGCGAUUCUCCGCGACAGCCCGGCAAUCUUUUGAUCCUACUCAAAUACUGCACAUAUGCUCCAAUUCCUCGGCAACGGAGGCGAUCCAUGAGCACCCUUGCUCAGUUCUAGUGACAAGUUUUCCGAUUGCUCCGAUAGAGCCAGCUAAGGUUAUCCAUCGCGCGCGGUUGACCCGCGUUCUACGAACUCCGCAAAGCAGGAGGAUAGUCAACCAGAUAUUCGCCGGGAAGCUCGAAAAUACGUAUCAAGCAAAUGACAAGUUCUGGUCCAACGGGACCGGGAACGUUUGGCUAGCUGGCGCUUGGUGUUGGGACGGCAUGGUCCUGCUUGAGGGAUGCGUCGUGUCCGCCAUGAGAGUUGCAGCAAGCCUAGAUGUCGAGAUUCCUUGGCUAAUAAGCAAAUGAUUACGCAUAGGAAACGUUUCACAGUGACGAAAUGAUGUAUAUAAAGACAAGCCCACUAAUCAGUGGUUAUUGUCGAUCAUAUAAUUCUGUCAGUUCUGGAAUACUGGCAUUCUUG
This is a messenger RNA of Aspergillus alliaceus, 1645 nucleotides long. RefSeq lists its product as uncharacterized. Lineage: Eukaryota; Fungi; Ascomycota; Eurotiomycetes; Eurotiales; Aspergillaceae. The transcript is spliced from 2 exons. The record is from RefSeq and is a predicted model, not a curated record. Gene Ontology annotation, molecular function: oxidoreductase activity. Bases 151 to 1530 code for a protein of 459 amino acids.